This is a messenger RNA of Aphanomyces invadans, 3626 nucleotides long. RefSeq lists its product as hypothetical. Lineage: Eukaryota; Oomycota; Saprolegniomycetes; Saprolegniales; Verrucalvaceae. Bases 47 to 1780 code for a protein of 577 amino acids. The transcript is spliced from 16 exons. The record is from RefSeq and is a predicted model, not a curated record. Gene Ontology annotation, molecular function: NAD+ poly-ADP-ribosyltransferase activity.
CCGCAAAACUCGGCGCCAAAUUCCCCCACACCGGAACUCACGUAGCAUGACGAGCCGACUGAUCCGCCGCGGCAAGGGCGUCGUGGACUCCCUCUCGGGCAUGGAAGACAAGGGAACAGUGCUCCAGGAAGGCGACGUUGUGUGGUCAGUAAUGCUCAAUCAGACGGACGUGUCGUAUGGCGUCAAAGGGCACAACAAGUUUUACUCGUUCCAAAUCAUCAUCGACAACAGCGACGGCCAUCGCGCAUACGUCUUCUUCAAAUGGGGUCGCGUCGGCGCGGUCAGACCGCAGCGCAAAUUGCAUGGACCUUGUACAAAGGACGCGGCGAAGGAGAUGUUCAUCGCCAAGUUCGUCCUCAAAACAGAGAACGAGUGGCCUCUCGUGCAGCCGUUUGUUCCCGUCAAGGGCAAAUACACCUUGAUCGAACUCGACUACUCGGGCAACGACGACUGCAAUGCCGACCAAGAUGAUAGCACGACGGUCGACAAAAGCUCCCCCGUGCCUCCGUCGUCCUUGCCUUUGUCCGUCCAGACCUUUGUCAAGAUGAUUUGCGACGUCGACUUGAUUGCGCAAGAAAUGACCGAGAUGCAUUUGGAUCUGAAGCGGAUGCCAUUAGGCAAGCUCUCCAAGGGGCAGCUGGCCAAAGGAUAUGCCAUCCUACACACCAUAUCCGACACGCUGAACGCCAUCACAGACAUGGAAAGGUCGGCUACGACGUCUGCGGCAUCGACCGUCCAAGCUGCUGCUUCGACCGUGCCGAGUGGAACCCGCCGACGGUCUUCCCGGGCCAAGGCGGCCACGGCAUCGGCCGUCAAGUCCCAAGUGGCCAAAUGCAAAGCAAAACUCAAGGCGUUGACGAGCGAAUUUUACACGCUCAUUCCGCACAACUUUGGCAUGUCGCUGCCGCCCGUGAUCGACUCGGUGUCCGAACUCAAGCUCAAGCUGGACCUAUUGGAGGUCAUGGCCGACGUUGAGCUCACGCACAAGAUGCUCGAAACGCAGCGCACGACCGAUGCGAACCCUGUCGAUGCCCAUUACAGAGCCCUCGGCGUCACAUUAGUCCCCAUCGACGCGAUGUCGCCCGAGUUUGCUCGAAUCCAAGAAUACAUAAAGCUCACGCAUGCUCCGACGCAUCGCCAGUACACGCUGCACGUCGAUGCCGUGCACGCACUCGAUCGAGACAAACACGAAGGCGGCAGCAACCGCCGUGCUACCGACACCCCCUCGACCUUGUUUGAGUCGUUGGAGAACCACCAGCUCUUGUGGCACGGCUCCCGUCUCUCCAACAUUGCGAGUAUUCUGACCAAAGGGCUGCGCAUUGCCCCGCCAGAAGCGCCGUCGACGGGGUACAUGUUUGGAAAAGGCGUAUAUUUUGCCGACGUGGCGUCGAAAGCUGCCAACUACUGCUGGGCUAGCACCAACCAAACCAAGGCAAGGCCCGAUCCUUUGUCUCGACCCUGCAACGCAAUCAAAGUCGUCUUGCAGGGGGUCUUGAUCUUGACCGAAGUGGCGCUUGGAACGUCCGUCAAGGCCGUUGAAGCACACGAGUACUCGUUUGAGGCGCUGCAACAGCUCCAGUGCCACAGUGUGCUGGGUGUUGGCCGCAUGACGCCGACCAAAGCGUCGCAUUUUGUUUCGGACGAUGGCGUGAAGAUGCCGAUGGGGAUGCUCGAACCGACGGAUGCCGACGGCACAUUGCUAUACAACGAAUACGUGGUCUACCGCACCGAUCAAAUGCGCAUGCGAUAUGCAGUCUCAGUCACGUUCGACUUCAACUAGUCCUGCCAACUCUACGCAAUGUGAAGACGCAAUCGAGUUCGCCGCCUUGGAUCGUCACGCCGCGGCUUGCAUCCGUGGAAGCGAGAGGAAGAGCGAGCCCAUGACAUGGGCGUCCGUGGCAGGGUCGAUUUUGAACUGGAUUUGAACGACUCCGUUGCCUUGGUCGAGAAUCCCUACUUGGCGCCACACGGGCUUGGCGGUUGCGUCGUUGGCCAUCGGCAAGUUGACGUCGGGGUUUUGCAAUUGAAUCGGGGGCAUGGCGUCGUCGGCGAAACCAAUCGUGGCAUGAAUGCGAGCAUGGUUCGAUACCGCCACGAUGGCGUCGUCGGGCACUCCCCCUUUGCUUGACACGGCGCGCAACGAGUACCGGGCGUACGUGCCGUCUGUGGUCUCGAUGGCCUUUUCCGACGUCAUGUCGACUUCAUACGUCAAACAGCACACGGCGUGGUUGUUUGUGUCGACGAUCUUUUGCGAGCCGGACGAGAUGACGACGUCCACCGACACUGGGCGCCGCGCUUCCUGGGCGACGUAUUCCUUGUCCACGUCUUGAUUGCUCGGUUCGAGCACGGCGUCCACCGACAGACUGCCGCCACCAUCCAGCAAAUCGUCGAUGCCUUGCAUGUUGUACACGUCGGCGAGCACCUGCAUGUCGUGCUUCCGAUUGAUCUGGGCACACGCGGCUUGGUACGCAAGACCAAGCUGUGCGUAGCGAGUGCGGUACUCGCGAAGGAGGGCGGUGCGGAUGACGGGCACGACCUCCAUCACGAGCUUGGCGGCGCUGGACACAGCGUUCGGGUUGAGUUGCACAAUCGCUAGCUCGUCCAAAAACCGCUGGACGUCGGCGAGGAGUGGCAGUUGGUCGAGCAUGACGUCGUUCAGGUACUUUCGAAUGCGCAGCACUUGGUUCUUCCGGAACGACGUGAGCUGGUACUGGUCCCGCGCGACCUUGGAGCACACGAGAAAGUAGACUCCGAUCCACGGCUGCGCUUCGGUCGUGGUGAUUUGAAGCAAGUCGCACGGGUCGACGACGGCCCACUUUUGGUCUUGAAACUUUUUCCACUGGUUCGAGUCGGGGGUUUUGUACGUCCACGGCGGGUUCUCGAUCAGCGCCACGAACGACAAGAGCGCAUCGUGUUUGUCCAGCAGUCGGGUCAACACGUUGAGCGACAGCACGUGCACGCGCUCGCACAUGUACCGGAGAAUUGCGACGCAUUGCACCGACAAGCGGAACUCCAUCUCCAACCACUGUCGGUGCAGCUCGUCCUUGCGGGAAGCAGCGUCGAGUUCGCGGACAAUGUCGUGCCCCGACUUGUGAAACGUGGUCUUGGUGCGAAUGACCUCGCGCGGCGUUCGAAUCAGCCACGUGAUUUUGCGCAUGCAGUAGUCCAAUACUUCUAUCAACGUUUCGUCGUCCAGGCUCUCGAUGACGUGCUCGUGGUAGAAUGCGACUUCGAGCAGGUUGCAUAGCACGGCUUCGUGGUACAGCUAAGCAAAACGCCAUCACGACCAAAUCCCGCGUAGGCAGAAGUACCACAAAGUACGUGCGCAUGGAUGCCGCGUCGGACACGUCGUCCAAGGUGGGGAACACAUGCUCUUUCCACAGUUCGUUCACGAGCAUGUUGUGGACGAGCACUGGCAGCUUCUUGAACGUUAGAAUAGACUCGAUGACAAAGUUGUCGGCCUUUUGCUUCGCGCUUUGGUGGGCCUGCAAGUUGAGCUUCUCGACGUCACUGUGCAGACGGAUAAAGUCCGCAGACCCCAUCGCUUCCAACGGCAGUGGCGUUACGUUCUCGACCAUGUACUCCGCCUCAUGUGGCAUCACCAUGUAUGCCAUCGCUUCAUCGCU